This is a messenger RNA of Kwoniella botswanensis, 2559 nucleotides long. RefSeq lists its product as uncharacterized. Bases 1 to 2559 code for a protein of 852 amino acids. The record is from RefSeq and is a predicted model, not a curated record. The transcript has 15 exons. Lineage: Eukaryota; Fungi; Basidiomycota; Tremellomycetes; Tremellales; Cryptococcaceae.
AUGUCAACGCAGACUACCACCGAGAGUAAACCUCUAAUUGGGAAAGCGGGUUCUCUACUACUCAUCGCUGGCGGUACGACAGUCCUAAGUAGCAAAGCAAUCCAAGUGAAAAUGGAAGAAAUUGCUUCUCACAGUACAACCAUUUUAGCAAUCCUCUUACCUCUGCUCCUACUCCCUCUCUUGCUUUACACUCGCUUGGCGAUCCCACUUCGAUUCGCCUACAACUGCUUCAUCAAACCGUUCUUCGUGCCCUCAAAGCAUCUGAUCAGUGCUCAAGAUGCCCACAAAGCGAAGCUCGAAGCGUUCUAUUCCGGACAAGCAGACCUGUAUGAUUCCACUAGAAGUUCUCUCUUGAAAGGAAGAGAGAACAUGUUGGCUUUAUUGGCUGCUCAUCUUAAAGCUCAGCCUGAACCUUUAUCUUUACGUCAGUCUGGUCAGGGCAAGAAGAAGAUCUGGGUGGAUCUUGGUGGUGGUACAGGAUGGAAUAUCGAGAAAAUGGAUGAAUAUCUCCCUUUGACAUAUUUCGAUUCCAUUUACCUCAUCGACUUAUGUGAACCUCUGUUGGAAGUUGCUCGAGCGCGAAUCAAAGCUAGAGGAUGGAAGAACGUCCAUGUCCUUUGCCAAGAUGCUAGUAAUUUCGUACUCCCAGAAUGGGAAAGUGGUGAGAUGGAUCCUAGAGGCAGUUUGAGAGCUAUCACCAUGAGUUAUUCACUUUCUAUGAUUCCACCUUUUUAUCAGCUCCUGGAUAGAUGCGAUCAAGUGCUGGACCCUCAGAGAGGUCUGAUGGGUGUGGUAGAUUUUUAUACUUCCAGAGAUGGAGGUAAUAAGGAACGUGCGAUCGGCACAGCCAGUAAAAGGGUAUCAUGGUUGGCUAAGUGGUUUUGGGAAUGCUGGUUUUCCCUCGAUGGUGUUAACCUUCAUGCAUCGAGAAGAGACUAUCUUGAAUAUAAAAUGGGUACUAUCAAAACUUAUAAUGCUCGUAAUAAUUUCCUCAACUCGUGGUUCAUCCAAAUUCCCUACUACGUCUUCGUAGGCUGUUCAAGAAGACGAGAUGCCUCUCUCGCCCUCGAGUCGUUCACCAAAGAAGCUGGGAAUCAAAAAGGUUUGAACACGUUUGGUUUGAGAACACCAAUUUCACCCUUUGGAACACCGCCACUAUCAUCACCCGAUACGUUCGGUAUGCCAAAUUUAGAUCUGGGUCCAAGCGCUUACAAUAAGUCGGAUACUCUCAUGAAGGGCAAAGAAGGGGAGAUCGAGAUGCAGGAGACUUUGGUGGAUGCUGGUGCACCUUUGAGUCCCUUUCAUUAUCAUUUGAAGAAGGCUUGGAGAGUACCCUACCUAGAAGAGAAAGUACACGAACAAUUCCGAACUCAUAUAUACGGCUGGACAUGGGAAGAUCCAGCUGUUGACGUGAAGAAAUUAAAAAUCAACAAGGACGAUCACAUUCUCGCUAUUACCAGUGCAGGCGAUAAUGUCCUACAUUAUGCCCUGGCAGCUAGUCCAGCAAGGAUCCAUGCGGUAGACAUGAACCCCUGUCAAGGUCAUAUACUAGAACUGAAGCUUGCCGCCAUCCACGCAUUGGAUUAUAAUGAUUUUUGGUUAUUGUUCGGUGAAGGUAGACAUCCGGAAUUUAGGAAACUGCUUACCCAGAAAUUAUCCCCUUAUCUCUCUUCACAUGCCUACGCCUAUUGGCUCUCUCAUGAUACUCAAUUCUCCCGAAACUUCUAUUUCCGAGGAUAUUCAGGAUGGGCUCUACGUCUAGCCCAAAUUGCAUUCUUCUUAUCUGGCGUACGAAAAGAUGUCAAGAAGAUCUGUAAAGCCAGUUCGACAGCUGAACAGGAGCAAAUCUGGAAUAAGAAGAUCAGACCAGUCUUCUUAGGUACAUGGAUGGUCAAGUUGUUUCUGGGCAAUCCAAUGUUCAAUUGGCACGCUUUGGGUGUACCUCAAAAUCAAAUGAACUGUUUCCUACAAGACGGUACAGUCGAAGAUUACAUCAAAGCUACUUUGGACCCUAUCCCCAGACUGACCACUCUGAAAGACGACAACUAUUUCUUCUUCCUGUGCUUGAACGGUCGAUAUACCCGAUCAUCAUGUCCUGCAUUUCUCAAGCCUGAAGGUUUCAGAGCCUUGAAGAAUGGUAAAGCGACUGAUGCGAUCAAGUCUCAUACCGAUACUAUCCUCAAUGUUCUAAGAGGAUUGCCAGAUGGGAGUCUCACCAAGAUAAUCGUCAUGGAUUCUAUGGAUUGGUUUGACCCCAUUGAUCCUUCUACACCUUUACCAAGCACCCCUUCCUCCGCCCUCGACACCCUCGACUCAACACCCGAAGCAUCCCUGGAACAUCUCCGUUCCGAGCUGGACUACGAGAUCAUCGAAAUGCUACGUGUCUUGUCGGUUGGCGGUCUCGCUAUAUGGCGAUCAGCGGCUAAAAGACCAUGGUAUAUCCAAAGAUUCCAAUUGGCCGGAUUUAAAGUUCAGCCUAUCGAUAUUAGGGAGGAUGGACAGGCGAUAGAUAGAGUCAAUAUGUAUGCUUCCUUCUGGAAAGCGGAGAAAAUAGCAUGA